CGCACAUCGAUGGAGGCAUGGCGCCCGAUCGGGGCUCGUCUGGUGGAGAAGAGGACGAUGAUCAUGCAGACGUCUUCUUUGAUGCUUCUUCCUCACCGUAUCCCCCAUCCCUCGCUGUCGUGACGCCGCAACAGAAGCAGCGGGCCUGGACGCAGCGCGCAGGCGCGCUCGCCGGUCCAUCCGGGCCUUCCACUUCCUCCCCUUCUGCCCUUCCGAGAGCCAACUUUCCACCAUUAGGGGCCCAGGGCCCGUCCAAGGCUGCCCAGAGGAGGCGUCGGCUGUUCCAGCAUAGCUCCCAGACGGCAAGAUCGUUUGAUGCCUACCCGCCGCGGGCAGAUGAGCUCGUGGAGCGCGAGCGGAGACGGCUGCAGGAAGGGGAAGACGGAGCGGAGGAGGGAGCCGGUGUGGAAUCGGGGCCGAGGCAGGUAUCGGGCAUGUCGAGCGUCGUCAUCUACGACGAGGCCACCAAGAGGGUCUUGAACACGGCCAUGCCUGACAUCUAUCGUCGGGGAGGCACGCGCACUGGGAAACAUACAGGACGAUGGCAGAGAACAGCAAAAGACGGCGCGCCGAGCGGCAAUGACGGCAGCAGCGGCGUGAACGCGGAAGAAGUAGUGACGGAGGAAGUGGAUUUGGGACCGCUUCCUGAUCUUCCGGCAGAACGAUUGACCAUGGAAAGGCUCGAGAGCCUCAUUGCCGCGAGCGAGCGUCAAAUCCGGAACAGGGCGCUGGACAGUCGGCUUAGCAAGAUGAAGCUGAGCAGCACCGCUGGGGACGAUUGCACCGACGCCGGGGAAACAGAAGAAGAAGAAGAGGAGGAGGACGUGCUCAUACAGGAGCUUCGCAAGGCAUUCUGUUCUCCACAGCAUCUCAAAGCCGCCUUUGGCAUUGACAACAAGUAGCGGCAGAGGGAGAAACGCAUGUAUGUACAGUAUGAUGCUUGCAGACUACAUUCUAUCUGUAUUGUAGCAUCGGGCGAUCGACGACCCGAGGAUAUAUAAUACGGAGGUGGAACAAGGAGACCGGACGC
This is a messenger RNA of Acaromyces ingoldii, 1030 nucleotides long. RefSeq lists its product as hypothetical. The coding region runs from base 18 to 902 and encodes 294 amino acids. Lineage: Eukaryota; Fungi; Basidiomycota; Exobasidiomycetes; Exobasidiales; Cryptobasidiaceae. The record is from RefSeq and is a predicted model, not a curated record. The transcript has a single exon.